Molecule: messenger RNA, 1852 nt
Organism: Lonchura striata (white-rumped munia)
Lineage: Eukaryota; Metazoa; Chordata; Aves; Passeriformes; Estrildidae
Product: epoxide hydrolase 1
Biological process (GO): arachidonate metabolic process; epoxide metabolic process
Molecular function (GO): epoxide hydrolase activity
Source: RefSeq, a predicted model, not a curated record
CAAUAGGUGGCACUGAUGGACGAUGUAGUUUGCGUUGUCCCCGAGAAAACGUCACUGAGGAAGAGAAAGCGGAGAGGAGAACCUGGGAUCGCGGCCUCGCCGGGAGCAGCGGCCAGGCAAGGACGAGCAGACAUGUGGCGGGAGACCCUUCCAAACGCCUGGGAGAGCAUCAUGUCUCAGAUCAGGCCUUUUGACUAUUCUCAGAAGAAUGCAGUCCUGGUUCCUGUGGCUGCCCUGGGAGUUGGAGGGAUGCUGCUUUACUGGCUCAGAUCUGGACGCAAGAUCAAGACUAUUGACAUGGGCGAAGGGUGGUGGGGCUCAGGCGAAAGGCCCCCCAAAGGGAAAGAAGACACAAGCAUCCAUCCCUUCAAGAUUGAAACAUCUGACAAAGAAAUCGAGGAUCUCCACCAGCGCCUGGAUCGGUUCCGCUUCACACCGCCUGUGGAAGGAGCUGCCUUCCACUACGGCUUCAACUCCAGCUACCUGCGGAAGGUGGUGGCCUACUGGAGGAAUCAGUUUGACUGGCGCAAGCAAGUGGAAGUGCUAAACAAAUACCCCCACUUCCACACCACCAUUGAAGGGAUUGAUAUCCAUUUUAUCCAUGUGAAGCCAUCUUAUGUUCCUCAUGGUAAAGCUGUUCGACCUCUGUUGAUGGUCCAUGGCUGGCCCGGCUCCUUCUAUGAGUUCUACAAGAUCAUCCCUCUGCUCACGGAGCCAGCCAAGCACGGCCUGAAUGAGGGUGAUGUGGUGUUUGAGGUCAUCUGCCCCUCCAUCCCAGGAUACGGUUUCUCAGAGGCCCCUCACCAGAAAGAGUUUGACUCCAUAGCAACUGCUCGGAUAUUUCAUAAGCUGAUGAACAGAUUGGGCUUCAAGGAAUACUAUCUACAGGGAGGAGACUGGGGAUCUCGCAUUACCACAAACAUGGCCCAGAUGCUGCCACAGUCUGUGAAAGGGCUUCAUCUGAAUGUUGUUUUCGUCACCCUAGAAGGUUUGGGAAAGGUGAUUAGUAUAAUGCUUGGGGCUUAUGUACCAUGGCUUGUAGGCUUCAGUAGGGAAGAUGCUCGACGUCUCUACCCUUUCAUGCAGAAGAACAUAUAUGAUGUCCUGCGAGAGUCUGGAUACUUACACAUCCAAGCCACGAAACCAGACACUGCAGGUUGUGGAUUGAAUGACUCCCCAGUGGGGCUUGCUGCAUAUAUUAUGGAGAAAUUCUCAACCUGGACAGACAAAUCAUUUCUGCAUAAAGAUGAUGGAGGCUUGGAAAGCAAAUACUCUCUUGAUGAGCUUUUGACCAAUGUGAUGAUUUAUUGGGUGACAUCCUCCAUUGUGUCCUCAAUGCGAUACUACAAGGAAAACUUUUCCAAGAACCCGAGUAUUCAUAACAGGGUUGGAGUAUAUGUUCCCACAGGGAUUGCAGCUUUUCCUCAGGAGAUUUUACAUGCACCACGUGUCUGGGCAAAGGAUGUCUACAAGAACAUCAUCACUUACACUUACAUGCCACGUGGAGGGCAUUUUGCUGCCUUUGAGGAACCAAAGCUCCUGGCACAAGACAUCAUGCAGUUUGUCCGAAAAGUGGAACAGCUGUGAGCCUGCAGUUGAAGUAUAUGCACAGAAUGGAAACAAGUGGUUCUACCAGUGGCAGAACCUUUAGACUAGACUUGUUUAAUCCCUCAAAAUAAUCACAUAUAUAAACCAGCAUUUUAUUUUGAUAAUAAUUACAGUACUGAUUUUUAAAAUCAAAUUCUUAAUGUUUUCAUAAAAAAAAAAGUUCAAAAAGCAUCUUGUGUUCCUUUGUCACCAGCACCAUAUCAUUGUUGCAUUCAUAGUUCAAGUAAAACAGAAGUUGUAAACA